UUCCAUGCGUAGGACAGACAGGGAGAUGGCUGAGCAACGCAGAGGUCCCGGAAGGCCCAGAACAAGGAAUGUGGAGCCCGAGCAACCAUCCGGAAGUGCAGGCGUGCCUUGGCAACAGAUGAUGCAGCAGAUGAUGCAGCAAAACCAGAUGAUGGCUCAAAUGAUGCAAGGCAUGCAGGGACAACAACCUCCUACUCAAGCUCCCGUUCCUCAAGCUGCAGCUGGACCUGACUUUCGUGCCUUCUUCAGGAUGGAUCCCCCAGAGUUUGUUGGCGGACUUGAUUCACUCUUGGCUCAUGAUUGGUUAGCUGGUAUGGAGAGGGUGUUUCAAGCUAUUCAGUGUACUGAAGAAGAGAAGGUGAUCUUUGCUACUCAGAAGAUGAAGGGACCAGCUCUUAGGUGGUGGAACACUGCAUCCACUUAUUUCACCACUCAAGAGAUUCCUAAGGAUUGGCAACACUUCAAAGUGGCAUUCUUGGAGAAGUAUUUCCCUAAUAGUGUGAGGACUCGGAAGGAAAGAGAAUUCCAGAACUUCAAGCAAGGCAACAUGUCUGUUUCAGAAUAUGCAGAGAAGUUCGAGGACUUGGCAGACUACUCCAGACAAGCUGUUUAUGCCCCAGAUGAACUAUGGAAGAUUGAUCAAUUCAUGAUGGGUUUGAGGGCCGACAUUGCUCAUAGUGUUUCCCAAAGAGAGUUCACCACUUAUGCUGAAUGUUUGAGGCAAUGUUAUGUUGCCGAAAACAGCUUGAAGAGGGUUCAAGAAGAGACGAACCAGAACAGCACUAAUUUUAGGGAGCAAGGAAGGUCUACUCAACACUUGAGGCCCCGUAACCCUCCAUCAAAGAAGAAGCAGGUUUAUGGUGACCAAUCAGCUCAACCGACUUAUUGUCGCAAGUGUAAUAGGAAGCAUACCGGGGAGUGCACCAACUCUUCAGUGACUUGUUACGAGUGUGGCGAGCCAGGUCACAUAUCCAGAUUCUGCCCCAAGAAGAGAGCUUCUGGGAAGACUGCAGGUCGUGUGUACACUCUGGAUGCAAGAAAGGCCAAGGGAAACAACAAUCUCAUUGCGGGCGGUUCGAGACAAGAUCGCGGUAAGGGAAAGAUGGAUUAGAUCUCUUGGCGAUGCUUGGAUGUUUCUUUUAGUUCUUGUCGUGCUUGCUAGUUUAUGUAAUUUGGACAUGUACUAUUAUGAUGUACUUGUAUUUUGGCCAUGAUACAUUCGGCUUUUGUAUUCGUACACUUCUACUUUCCGCUGCAAAACAUUAUGUAUUUGUUGUCUU
Molecule: messenger RNA, 1280 nt
Organism: Vicia villosa (hairy vetch)
Lineage: Eukaryota; Viridiplantae; Streptophyta; Magnoliopsida; Fabales; Fabaceae
Exons: 2
Coding region: 5-1111 (368 amino acids)
Molecular function (GO): zinc ion binding; nucleic acid binding
Source: RefSeq, a predicted model, not a curated record